CUGGUAUAAGGUGGGUUAUUUCGCUGAGGAUCCUGGGUACAUAGCUCAAUAGUAAUGCAGCGAAGAGGACUUUAAACACACAUGCAUCGCAACAACACAGGGACGAGAGAAAACGGAGAACACACAUUGUUGCGCUGGAUUUUACGGGUCUCUCUGUACACUGUAAAUACGCUUAGUUUAGUUACAUUGUAUUCACAUAAUCGCUUCUGUAACCUACCCCAUUGAUAUGACCCCGUCCUGUUUCGCUUGUUUGGGGAGAGAGAGUACAACAACAGGAAUGAAUUCUAGUUACGCUGUUCUGAUCCCCUCGAGUCGGUUUACCGGGAAAUGGUAACGUUUGCACCGCAUUGGAAGGACCAUGGUUGAGGCGAGCAGCAAAUUUCUCCUAAUUGUAGUCGGCUCCGUCUGUUUUAUGCUGAUCUUAUAUCAAUACGUCGCGCCCGGGGUUAUCAAUUUCGGCUCACCACACGGAUAUUUCACUGAGGAGGACGAUGGUGGGGACAUUUUCCCUUCCCCUGACCCGCACUACGUCAAGAAAUACUACUUCCCAGUCCGGGAUUUGGAGCGAACGGUGGAAUUUGAAAUCAAAGGAGAAGACGUGAUCGUUUUUUUACACAUUCAGAAGACAGGAGGGACAACGUUCGGGAGACACCUGGUUCAGAAUGUGAGGUUGGAGGUUCCGUGUGACUGUAGACCGGGUCAGAAGAAGUGUACCUGUUAUCGACCCAACCGAAAAGAGACCUGGUUAUUCUCCCGGUUCUCCACCGGUUGGAGUUGUGGCUUACACGCGGACUGGACCGAGCUAAAGAAUUGUGUUCCUGGAGUUCUAGAUAAAAAGGAGACCAAGAUGAAAAAUGAAAGGAAAUUCUACUACAUAACCCUCUUAAGGGACCCAGUGUCUCGGUACCUCAGCGAAUGGAGACACGUCCAGAGGGGCGCGACGUGGAAGACCUCAUUACACAUGUGUGACGGACGAACCCCUACGCCGGAGGAACUACCAGCCUGCUACGAGGGUUCUGAUUGGUCAGGAUGUACCUUGCAGCAGUUCAUGGACUGUCCUUAUAACCUGGCCAAUAACAGACAGGUUCGUAUGCUAGCGGACCUGAGCCUGGUAGGCUGCUACAACAUGUCUACAGUCCCAGAGCAGAGGCGUUCUCAGCUGUUAUUAGACUCUGCUAAGAAGAACCUGAGGGACAUGGCCUUCUUUGGCCUGACAGAGUACCAGAGGAAAACCCAGUUCCUGUUUGAGCGCACCUUCAGACUGAGGUUCAUACGCCCCUUUAUGCAGUACAACAGCACCAGAGCGGCCGGAGUGGAUUUGGACAACACUACGGUGCAGCACAUCGAGGAGCUGAAUGAGCUUGACAUGGCGCUGUAUGAUUAUGCCAGAGACCUGUUCCAGCAGAGAUACCAGUACACCAGGCAGCAGGAACGACGGCUACAACGACUCAGGACCCACAACCAGAAUCACAACGGUCAGAGGUUAGGGGUCGAGGGUCAAGGACUGGGAGUGGGCCUGUGGCCUUCUAGAUCCAAACUAAACCCUGAACCAGGGGAGGGAGAAGUGGACCCAGAAGAAGGGGGGAGAACAGAGGAGGUGGGAGGGAGGAUAUCGACGGAAGACUAUAUGAACCAGAUAAUUAAUCGUUGGUAAUGCACACACACUCAUCGGAGGUUAGAGGUCAGGAGUGAAAGUGUAUAGGGUAGUUCUGGAGACUGAAGUAGAGGAAUGGAUUGAAUGUCGCUGACAACCGACUUUCAUCGUUCCCUCUCUCUCGCUCUCCCUCGCCUCCUCUCUCCCUCUUUGUCUCUCUGGUACCCCACGUAAAGUGCACGGUGAAAAAAACUAUAGUGGGGAAACUCCCAGAAAUCCCUUGCAAAGGACCUCUUUACUUCCUGGAUGUAUAGCUCCAAUCCGAGAGCAUAGCUUUGAACCAUUGGACAGAAAGUUUUCCAUUGGCUGAGCUGAACCAAGAAAAUGAAAAUGUAAUAUUUACAGAAAAAAAGAAUACGUAAAGCAAGAGUUGGACAAUGUAUAAAAAGCUUUUUGCUUGGAAAUCAGCCACCAUUUCAGACAUGGGCGGCAGGUAGCCUAAUGGUUAGAGUGUUGGACUAGUAACCAAUUGGUUGCAAGAUCGAAUCCCUAAGCUGACAAGGUAAAAAUCUGUCGUUCUGCCCCUGAACAAGGCAGUUAACCCACUGUUCCUAGGCCAUCAUUGAAAAUAAGAAUUUGUUCUUAACUGACUUGCCUAGUUAAAUCAAGGUAAUAUAAAUAAAUGAACAUGUGUCUUAAUGACGCAAUUCUCAUUUUAGAACUACUAUGUUUAUUAUUAUAUCGUUUUUAUGUGUUUUUUUUAAAGCAGCAUUGUAAUGACACUGAGACCAAUGUUACUGCCUAAAGAAACAAGUGAUUCUUUUAUUUGUAUGUUUUUUAAAGGAAAUGUAACCGAUAGAUGGACGUACCGUGGACCAUAGCCAUUAUUUCAACAUUAUGGGGACAUUAUGCAUAUAUGUGUGUAGACAACUGCGUAACAAUCCAUCCAAAUGACAUCCUAUUCCCUUUUGUGGGGCACUACUUCCAUUCCAACACCCUAUUAUUCCGUGUGUAGUGCGCUACUUCUGACACCCUAUUCCCUAUACAGUGCACUACAUGUUAUCAGAGCCCUAUGUGGCCCUAUAAGGAAUAGGGUGUAGUUUGAGACGUGGCCAUGGAUGUGAUGAAUGUUAGAGCUGAUCUGAUGCAGUGUAAAUGGAACUGAGCCCAACCCUACUUCUGAUUGGUAGUUAGUGCCUCUCAGGACAGGCAUGAUGACUAUUAGACCUGAUAUUUCAGGCUCACACAACUUUUCUGACUACUUUUCCACUGUGUUUCUGUGUGUGUCUGUCUGUGUGCACAUACACAUGUAAAUAGUGUAAAUAGUGUGUCUGCAUUUGUAAAUAUCCUGUGUGAUUGUGUGUGAGAUAGAGAGAAUUGCAGUAGCAUUGCUGUGUGAUUGACUUGCUAUAUGACCGAUCUCUUGCCAUAGUGUCAGAGGGCUGAAUGGGAACCCUUUUCAUUUAUUCUUAACAUGGAGGGAGAGACACACGCACACAGAGACAAAUGCUUGAGGUAGACGUUUCCUUUAACCGUAGGUCACCUUGAUAUCUGACUCUGUAUCACUCCCACUCCCAUGUCCAAAAUAACACACACACAUUAUUAUGUCAACUACAGCACUACUCAGCGAUGGUAACGCUUUUGGAGUCCCUCAAACUGAAAUUAUACCAGGUCAUACUGCUAUAAACUUUCUUUACAAUCAUAUCGCUUACACUAGUGUCUUAAAUAUUUCUGUUGAAUGAAAUUGAAUAGUUUCCAUCACAAACGUUUACUUCCUGUGUGUCUCAACUUGUUCUUUGAAUGUUCUGCCGAUGGUGUCCCGUUCCCACUAUCAGUGUCAUUCAGGAAAUGAUCUUAUGAUUGCAAUAACGGAUCAUCAAACCACCAAUUAAAAUAUUCAAUUUUUGUAAAAACUG
Messenger RNA from Salvelinus fontinalis (brook trout), 3510 nucleotides. RefSeq names its product heparan-sulfate 6-O-sulfotransferase 1-A-like. Gene Ontology annotation, cellular component: membrane. Gene Ontology annotation, molecular function: heparan sulfate 6-sulfotransferase activity. The record is from RefSeq and is a predicted model, not a curated record. The transcript has 4 exons. Bases 359 to 1654 code for a protein of 431 amino acids. NCBI's taxonomy places the organism in Eukaryota, Metazoa, Chordata, Actinopteri, Salmoniformes, Salmonidae.